UAGCUUGAGCAGUGUGACCGUUGAUUGGCAGGCAUAUGCAAACUUGAGUAUAAAAAUCAAUUUUUUUUUUGUUCAAUUUAUUGCGACUUAAAACGGUUAAAUUACCAAUCAUUGUCGAUUAUUAAUGUACGCCAGGGGUCACAAUUAAGUUGCCCAGUGAAUUUUUGCCGCUAGUGUUAAAGAUAAAGCCGCAAAAGUGGAUACCGAUACUGUGAAAAUUGAGGAUUUGAUGGACUCUGAUCCUGAAAUUGAGUUCAUUGAAAAGGAUAGUGGGAUGUCGUCAUUAGGUGGGAGCAAGGAUGAGACGCCCGAGCGUCGGACAGCAGGCCCCGGCACAGUGGCCACUACAUCCAACGAUGAUGCUCAGAACGAGGGUGAGAAUUAUGAUGAUGAACCCGAUGAGUCUUUUGGUGAGCGUGUCUUGGCAUUGAGUGAAAUGUUCCCCGAAACCAUACGCAAUGCUGCCGGAUCAGUCACAGGCGCCACUGUAAAGAGCAUAAGCGCCCUUUACACAUUCACAUGCAAUGCCUCCUGGAUAUUCUUCACCACCUCCGUCAUUUUGUUUGCGCCCGUUAUCUUUGAAACCGAACGCGCUCAAAUGGAGGAGUUGCAGAAAUCGCAGCAGAAGCAAGUGCUCCUCGGGCCCGGCAGUGCUAUGGCCCAGACUGGAUCGCCCAGUUUACCAUUGAUUCGUUAAUUUUUAUUCAUUACCACGAAGCGAUGCAAAGCGAAAGAAUGCCACACACUAAUUUUAGUUUAAGUUUAUCAAAGGAUACAAACGCUAAAUAUUAUUCAAUCAAUUAAUAAUCCCAGCCAGGAGACAGAGCAUUAGCAAUUGCUGCAUCCCCAUAUACACAUACCAGCACACUGACCAAGAUCGUUACAAACCAAAUAGCCGGAGCCAGGACCUAAAGCAUUUGCAAUUGGUUAUACCCUCCAAACUGUAACCAAUUAAAAUGGAGAUCCAUUCUUAAAGCGACAUAACGCAAAUUCUCUGAUAUCCAUCGUCGUUUUGAAACUUGAAAUAGUUUUAGUUGUAUUGUAGUUGACAUAUAUAACUACAUACAUAUAUUGUAUCAUAUGUCAAAGGAACAAUUACGAUGUAAACAAAUUAAUAAAACUAUGUUUAUUAAGAGUUAAUUACAUAGUUGAAAAUCUAAUGAGAUUUUGCUACUAUAA
Molecule: messenger RNA, 1179 nt
Organism: Drosophila willistoni
Lineage: Eukaryota; Metazoa; Arthropoda; Insecta; Diptera; Drosophilidae
Product: mitochondrial import receptor subunit TOM22 homolog
Exons: 3
Coding region: 230-697 (155 amino acids)
Biological process (GO): intracellular protein transport
Cellular component (GO): mitochondrial outer membrane
Source: RefSeq, a predicted model, not a curated record